AUGAACGACACGAUAUGGCUUGAUCGAAUCUUUUCCAACACCUCGCUGGGUCAUCGAAUUCUUGAAAGGUUAACCUUGACAAAUCUGCGUCACGCAUUCUAUCUCAUCUCACCGUAUGAAACAACUGUCGAAAACUGGGAGGACGUGCCCAACUAUAACGCCGAGACAUCCGCGUGGUGGUUCGUCUUCUUGAUCACCGAGUUUUUCGUGCUCUUCAUUUCCGCCCACGACGAUCGAUUCGCGUUGAACGACACAAUCACCUCAGUGUGUGCCGGAAUUUUGAGCCAGUGCUUCAAAUUCGGCGGUCGCGCCGUCGCCAUAUUCCACUACGUGCUCAUCUGGACCAACUUCCGCCUUCUGGAGCUGCCGUGGGAUUCUCCGUGGACAUGGAUAUGCUGUCUGUUCUUCCAGGACUUCAUGUACUAUUUGGGGCAUCGAGCGGUUCAUGAAGCCGGCUUCUUCUGGGGCCUUCACACCAUUCACCAUAGCUCGGAAUACUACAAUUUCUCGACGGCACUUCGACAGGCGGCGAUUCAGGACGCCGGUCUCGCGAUUUACGAUUGCCUUCAGGCGUUCUUCAUUCCGCCUUCAAUAUUUCUGGUGCAUAGAUACUUUUCGGAAAUCUUCCAAUUCAUCAUGCACACUUCGCUCAUCGACACCAUGGGACCAUUGGGUUUGGUGUUCAACACGCCAUCGCACCAUCGAGUGCACCACGGCCGAAAUCCCUAUUGCAUCGACAAAAAUUACGGCGGCGUGUUCAUCAUAUGGGACAAAAUGUUUGGGACGUUCGAGGCCGAACGCCAAGAGGACCCGCCAAUCUAUGGAUUGGUGUCGAACGAGAACACCUUCAAUCAAUUAUGGCUUCAAUUUCACACCCUAUUCGAAAUGCUCAUCUUUAAAGGAAUGAGGAAGGACCCAAAAGGGCAGCCAGUGUUUCCUGGCGUCAUCAACAAGGUGAAGGCGGCGCUGUGGCCGCCUGGCUGGGAGCCCGGCGUGCCAGUGGUCCCAUUCUUCCACUGGAUGAGUAUGGAGAAUCCGGCGCACAAUGUGCCCGAGCCGACGAAGCCGGUGAUCAAGUACAACCCGCCGAUUCGUUUGAUCUACAAAAUCUACAUUGCCAUUUAUUUUGUGCUCUUCCUCUCAAUCUUCUUCCAUUUUGAGUAUGACCGCAUCAAUUUGUCAUAUGCGGAUUGCGCUCUGAAGAUCGCCUUCUUCAUCGUCACCAUGCAAUGCUUCUCUGCGUUCUUCGAUAAUCGAUGGUACGCGAGGCACAUCGAAAUCGUGCGUUGCCUCGGCGUUCUCAUCUACUACGCAGCGCUGAUGUUUGAUCACAUCGGUGCCGGCACUCAUCGCCUCUUCGUCGUCGCCAUUCACAUCAUCGCCAUCGUCCUAUGGACAAUCGAUAUCAUACACGAGAAAAUUGCUGAAUGCUGCCAUCCUCGCAAAAUUGGCGACGUCGAGCGCAACACCGAUGAAACGAUCUCAAAAUAG
Molecule: messenger RNA, 1491 nt
Organism: Caenorhabditis bovis
Lineage: Eukaryota; Metazoa; Nematoda; Chromadorea; Rhabditida; Rhabditidae
Source: the annotation of a GenBank genome assembly